Molecule: messenger RNA, 1254 nt
Organism: Camelina sativa (false flax)
Lineage: Eukaryota; Viridiplantae; Streptophyta; Magnoliopsida; Brassicales; Brassicaceae
Cellular component (GO): chloroplast
Source: RefSeq, a predicted model, not a curated record
CCGGCACAAAAUCUGUAUGAGGUGAUUUUGCUUAAAUCAUCAAUCACCGCACAUCUUCAUCUUCCUGGAGCUUCUUUCUUCUCCACGCCGAAGAGAAGAGUAAAUCCGAAAAAGAAAAAGCUUCUUCUUGUUCCUACACAACACAGCUUUGUGUAAUCUCUCAUGGUCUUUCGAUUACUAUGAAGGCUUGCAACUUCAUGUGGCCUUCCACAUCACCUAGAUUCACCAUCACCAUCACCACACCUUAUCCACAACCACACUUACGGCUCCGCACCUACACCUCACGCGCCGCCCCUUUCUUACAUGUAAAAGCCUUCCAGCGCGGUGACUUGGACCGUUUCGCUGACGACGUUAAGUCCGGUAAAGCUUGGAGAGACGCGUGGCGGACCGCGAACGAUGGAUUCGAGCAAUUCGUUUUCGAGGCUAAGAAGACCGCCGAGCGAAUCGAUCGCCAGUACGCUGUUUCUCGCCGGUUUAGCUCCGCUGCUAGUUCUGCCGGUGACCGUGCUCGUGAGAUUGAUCGUGAAUUUGGGAUUAGUCCUCGUGUUAGGAGCUUCUCUGCCGAUUUGAGCAGAAAUUUCCCUAAGUACAGGAAACAAUUCAGUGCCUUCUUGAAUACACCGCUCGGUGGAAGUUUUGCGACUAUUUUCUUUCUUUGGUUUGCCCUCUCUGGAUGGCUGUUCCGAGUAAUAAUAAUUGCGACUUGGGUUCUUCCAAUUGCUGGCCCUCUUCUCAUUGGUGCAGUGGCCAAUAACUUUGUCAUCAAGGGAGAAUGCCCAGCAUGUAAGAGGCAGUUCAUAGGAUACAAGAGCCAGAUUAUCAGAUGCGAGGGGUGUGGGAACAUAGUGUGGCAGCCACAAGACGACUUCUUCUCAAAAGAUGGCAACAACAAUAAUAACAGCAAGGGAAACUCUAAAAAGCCACCUAAAUCCCAAAUCAUUGAUGUCGAUUUUGAGGAGAAAUGAUGAUUAGAGAGAGACCGAGAAUGAAGCAGAAAGCUCUCUCUCUCUUGUUGCACUUAAUGCUCACAUGAAGAUAAAGAAAAUGUGUUUAUAACUGAACCAUUUGCUGUAUUUUUUGUCUGUUUUGAGCUGCAGCUCUGUAGAAGGCAUCGUGUUUUACAUGUUGUGUACAUGAUAAGGUUUCCUUGUAGAUGGACAAAUGUAGUUUCCACAAGCCGGGAGACUUGAUUGAAACUCCUAAAGUUUUUACAUCUUUGACAAAUCAUAUAUUAUAGAACCAUUUACUUCACCA